AUGAUUCGAAAAUUAGAACCAGAUUCACUGAAAAUAUAUGAUAGAAUUCUUUCUGAACAGCUCAAAAGCGACUUUAUUGAAUUGGUUCCCAAUGACGAUACAACCAUUGGUAAUUAUUUGCUUCAUCGAUCCGUCAAAAAGGACUCUGAAUCAAUACCGAUUCGCCUUGUAUAUGACGCUUCUGCGACCACUAAUAAAAACCAUCCUAGUUUGAAUCAAUGUUUGGAGACGGGUCCUCCUUUGCUCAAUUCACUGACUGAGAUUCUGAUAAGAUUCAGGGCUAUUUCAAUCGCGCUGGUUGCAGAUAUUGAAAAAGCCUUUCUGAUGAUACGUCUGUCUGAAAGUGACAGAAAGUUCACAAAGUUUCUUUGGCUCAGCAAUCCAUCCGAUAUUGAAAGUAGCUUUGUGGCUUAUCAAUUUAAGUCAGUAUUAUUUGGGGCCACAUGUAGCCCAUAUAUUUUGAAUGUGGCCAUUCGAGCACUUACAAAUGAAUACAAAGAUAAUCCAAUUGCACUUCAGCUGCAAAGGGAUAUUUACGUCGAUGACGUAAUAUCAGGUUGUGAUAAUGAAGCACAGGCUUAUUCCUACUAUGAAACGUCCACUUCGAUUCUAGCAACACGAAGUUCUAACCUCCGUCAGUGGAGUACUAAUAACAAAUAUAUCCACAACAUAAUGACAGAGGAAAACAAAGCAAAUAACAAAACUAGUGUGAGCGCUCUAGGAUUGAGGUGGAAUACUAUGUCGGACCAACUCUCAAUCAAAACUCCCGAUAAGCCAAAAUUUGGACAUCAAACUUCAAGGAAAGAUGUCGUUGCUUAUAGCGUGACAGUUUACGAUCCCAUUGGUAUGUUUGCUCCUAUCGUCGUGAAAGAUAAGCUCAUUAUCCAAUCACUUUAG
Saccoglossus kowalevskii is the source of this 897-nucleotide messenger RNA. RefSeq lists its product as uncharacterized. NCBI's taxonomy places the organism in Eukaryota, Metazoa, Hemichordata, Enteropneusta, Harrimaniidae. The record is from RefSeq and is a predicted model, not a curated record.